Messenger RNA from Rotaria sp. Silwood1, 435 nucleotides. Lineage: Eukaryota; Metazoa; Rotifera; Eurotatoria; Philodinida; Philodinidae. The record is from the annotation of a GenBank genome assembly.
AUGACUAUGAAUAAACAAGAUCUUCGUAUAUGUGAUGAUUAUCUUCAAUUUCAAAAUCAUUUAAAUGAUUUAAGAAAAUUAGAUGAUUUAAUUAUAAAUACACUUAAUACAACUGUUUUAACAGCUACUUUUCGUUCUCGAGGAUCCGAUGCAACAAAACAAUGUCAACAACUUGGUGAUGAAAUUUCCGCUCGUGCAUCCUAUCGUAAUGAAUUAAUAUCUGCUUGUUUAUCACGUACAAAUGAUUUAAUGUCACAAAGUGAUUUAAGUGAAAGUCGUCGUAAAACAUUAAUAUUUCAACGACGACAAUUACAAAAUGAAAAUAAUAUUGAAGAAAUUGUUCGAACAAAUACUGAAAAAGCAUUUUAUGAACGUUGUCGUGAUUUCUACACACCUUCUCAAAAUGUUUCCUUGUUAAAAUCAAUUAAACAAUAG